This is a messenger RNA of Hansenula anomala, 3006 nucleotides long. RefSeq lists its product as uncharacterized. Lineage: Eukaryota; Fungi; Ascomycota; Saccharomycetes; Phaffomycetales; Wickerhamomycetaceae. The record is from RefSeq and is a predicted model, not a curated record. Gene Ontology annotation, molecular function: ATP binding; ATP hydrolysis activity; serine-type endopeptidase activity. Gene Ontology annotation, biological process: protein targeting to peroxisome; protein processing; protein quality control for misfolded or incompletely synthesized proteins. Gene Ontology annotation, cellular component: peroxisomal matrix. The transcript has a single exon. The coding region runs from base 1 to 3006 and encodes 1001 amino acids.
AUGGGUUUGCCUCAGAAUAACGGUGCUGCUGGUGCUCCUGCUUCCCCUUCAACUGAAAUCACACUUCCUAUCUACAAGUUGAGCAAGUCCCCAAUUGUAUUACUUCCAGGUAUAUUGUAUAGAGUCACUUUCUCAAAUCAAGAUGCCUCAAACUUCUUAAAUUUUUACAAGAAUCCAAAACUACACAAUUUACUGAUUGCAAAUCUGCCAAAGCAAGGUUUACUCGGUGUUGAUGAAAAAAAUGCUGAGAAAGUCUCCAAAGAUUCAAUCCAGGGAUCUCGUGCAUUAAGAAAAUUCUUGAAUGGGAAUCAAGGUAAUGAAGGUGCUUAUGAUUGGUUGAUUGUGGGGUUAUUGUCACAACUUUCAAAUGAUAAAGUUGCCACUAUUUCAAGAAUUGUUGGUAUUGUUAAUGAUUCUAAAUCUAUUGUCAUCACUUUCCAAGCUUUAACUAGAGGUGAAGUUUUGUUAGAUGAUAUUGAAGAUACUGAACCAGGUUUCCCAUUUGAAGCCAAGAUUAAAGCUAUUUCCAAUCAUGUUGAUUUAGGUACAGAUUAUUUACAUGAAAAAGUUCCAGUAUUCAACAAAGUUACUGAUGAAUUGUUUGACAAGAUUGAAAAUUUCAUGAAGGAAUAUUCUUUGGUUUGUACUUUUGAGAAAAGCAUUCCACAGGGGAAGAAAUAUGCUUUGACAUUAUCACCAUUAGCUAGUGCUCUAUAUCAACAAUUUUCAAAUGAUUUCAAAAAUUCAUGGCAAAAAUUGAUUAAUUUAAUUGAGAAGUUUAAUGGGAAUUUGGACAAGUUGAAAUCUAUCAAGAACUCUGAAACUUUCUUAAAAUUGUUAGAUUUAACAAUUGCUGUUUUACCAACUGCAAAAUUGGAGUUUUUAGGUACUUUAACUGUGGAAACAAGAUUUGAUAAAUUUGUGGAAAUUCUUCAAAAUUUUAUUGAAUUAUUCAAUGUUUUAGAUAAAAGUGUUGAAUAUGUUGAAAAUUAUUAUUCAAAGGCAUCGGAUUUGGAAAAAUCAAAAAUCAUUUCAAAUCAAUUGAAAUCUAUCAAGUUUUCACUGGAUUCAAUUAAACCGGAAAAAUCUUCAAAUUAUUCACCUGGCACAAAUACACCAACAAAUAGAUCAAAUCCAUUCAGUGGUGCUAGUUCAUCAGGUAAUUCUGAAGAAGCUGAAGAGUUACAAAUUGUUGAUAAAUUCAUCAACAACAUUCCAUCAGAUGUUCAUCCAGAUGGUAGACAAAGUUUAACCAAGGAUUACAAACGUCUAAAACGUAUGCCAACCCAACAUUCAGAAUAUCAAGUCUUGCGCACCUAUUUUGAUGUUAUCCUGGAUAUCCCAUUUGGUCAAUACAUCAACUCAAAAGAGAUUGAAAUUUCAAAAGCUCAAAAACAAUUAGAUGAUGACCAUUAUGGCUUACAUCAUGUCAAAAAGAGAUUAUUACAGUAUCUAUCAGUUUUGAAACUACAUGAUAAAAACAAUCUUGAUGAAUCACCAAAUUCACCAAAUGAAUUAGUGAAAAAACCAUCAUCUUCAUCUCCAAUACUAUUAUUUGUUGGUCCACCAGGUGUUGGUAAAACUUCAUUAGCAAGAUCUAUCGCCACAGCUUUGGGCAGAAAAUUCCAACGUGUUUCAUUAGGUGGUGUUCGUGAUGAAUCUGAAAUAAGAGGACAUCGUCGAACCUAUGUCGGUUCAUUACCUGGUGUGAUAAUUUCAGCAUUACGUAAAGCAGGUUCAAUGAAUCCUGUGAUAUUAUUAGAUGAAAUUGAUAAAGUCAGUGGUGGUACUGGUUCCAAUGGGAAAAUUUCGGGAGAUCCAGCAGCUGCAUUAUUAGAAGUUUUAGACCCGGAACAGAAUUGUAAUUUUACUGAUCAUUACAUUGGGUUCCCUGUUGAUUUGUCCCAAGUGUUGUUUUUGUGUACUGCUAAUGAAUUGGCAACUAUUAGUCCUCCAUUAAGAGACCGUGUUGAGAUUGUGGAAAUCUCGGGUUAUACAGCUGAGGAAAAGGUAAAUAUCGGCUCAAAAUACUUGUUACCAAAACAAAUCAAGUUGAAUGGAUUGCCUGAAGGGGAAGUUUUAUUGAAUGAAUCAAUUUGGAAAAAAAUUGUUUUGGAAUAUAUUAGGGAACCUGGUGUUCGUAAUUUAGAAAGAACAAUUGCAGCAAUCUGUAGAGGUAAAGCUGUUGAAUUUGUUGAGAAUGAAGAAUCAAAUUAUAGCCCAAAUAUUGAUGAGAAUUCAUUAGUGAAAUAUAUUGGAUUACCAAUUCAUCCAAUUUCAAAAGAUCUAAUCUUGAGACCAAAACUAAGUAAUCAUUAUGGUGUUGUUAACGGGUUAAGUUAUAACUCUGAUGGGUCCGGUGGUGUUUUAGUUUUUGAAGUUAUAAGUAUCCCAUUACACUCUGAAAAUUCAAAGAGUCCAACAUUAAUAAUUACAGGUCGUUUAGGUGAAACAUUGACAGAAUCCAUUAAGAUUGGUUUAAGUUUUAUCAAAUCCACAAUAUCAAGAAACCUGAUUCAUAAUUUGAACUCUACUGAAGUUUUGAAACAAUUUAAUAACUCUGAAUUACAUCUUCACGUUCCAAUGGGUGGUAUACCAAAAGAUGGUCCAUCUGCUGGUAUAACAAUCACUUUAGCACUUUUAUCAAUUGCAUUGUCCAAGCCAGUUGAUCCAACAAUUGCAAUGACUGGUGAAAUUACAUUAAGAGGGAAAGUUUUACCAAUUGGAGGUGUUGGCGAGAAGUUAUUGGGAGCUUCAUUGUUUGGUAUAAAGACUGUUUUAAUUCCAAAAUUGAAUAGAAAAGAUGUUAUUGAACAUUUUUAUAAUGAUGAUGAUACUAAAUUGGUUGAAUUUUUGAACAAGGGGACUGAUGAACCUGAGGUUAAAGUUAAAGAAAAAUUGGGUAUUGAGAUUAUUUACGUUGAUACAUUUUGGGAUGUGAUCAAGGCUGUUUGGGGCAAUGAGGUUGAAUUGGGUGUUGAUCAAAUUCUAGAAAGUCAUGCUUGA